Molecule: messenger RNA, 246 nt
Organism: Morchella sextelata
Lineage: Eukaryota; Fungi; Ascomycota; Pezizomycetes; Pezizales; Morchellaceae
Exons: 4
Coding region: 1-246 (81 amino acids)
Source: RefSeq, a predicted model, not a curated record
AUGCAUAACAACACAGACGUGGCCUACAUUAACAAAUCCGAGACCCAGGCUUCAGUCACGUUCAACUACCUCACCCAUGCACAGUUGCUGUGCCUCCUACCUAGAGUUAAUUUCGCUGCAUACGUAGACACGAACAGAGUUAAAUAUGGUGCUCACCUGGCUUCAAGAGUUCCGUCUGGUCAGGUGCCAAGAUUUAUGGAAAGUCAGAGCGCUCUGCGCCUGAAAACAAAAAUUACGCGGGAUUAG